AUGGCACCUGGUCUCACCGUCGACUCGAAUUUGACCACCAGGUCAAAUAGCUUCGAUAUCAUUUCUCAUACUUCGGGCAAAUCAAACGAGAGUAGCUACCAGAACUUCCUCAGCGAUGUCGUUGUUGUGGGUGCGGGUCCAUCCGGGCUUAUGCUUGCCGACAACCUUGUACGAUAUGGUAUCAAGACGCAAGUAGUCGACAACAGACCGGACGCAACAUCCACGGGACGUGCAGACGGAAUCCAACCAAAGACGAUUGAGACAUUGCGCCAAAUGCGACUGGCUGAUCCUGUCCUCAGGAAAGGAGUGAAAGUAUACGACAUUGCUUUUUGGAGCUCCACUGCUGGCAAAACAUUGCAUAGGAAAGGUCGCGAGGUUCAUUAUCCCCCAGACGUUGAUCUUCUAGACCCUUAUGUCCUGCUUUGCCACCAAGGAAUGAUUGAAGAUCUUCUUAUCAAAGAUCUUCGAGAGCGUGGUGUCGAGGUCGCCCGGAAUACGGCGUUUGUUGGCUACGAGUCCACGCCUGCUAGUCUUCGACCCAUGGCAGUGACUUGCCACCAGGAUGUUGAACAGAUGCGAAGGACAUACAGAACACGAUACAUCGUUGGUUGUGAUGGCGCACAUUCAAGAGUGCGCAAGGCUCUUCCUAACUCGGUCCCAAUUGGUUCUUCUACUGAUGCGGUUUGGGGAGUUAUCGACGGCGUUCUAGACACUGACUUCCCUGACAUCUGGAGCAAAGUCGUUGUUCAAUCGGAGGAGCUAGGUACCAUACUCAUGUGUCCUCGUGAGCGCAAUAUGACACGUUUGUACAUUGAGCUCAAGCCAGGCUCCAUGGAAGUCACGAUGAAAGAGAGAGCCACUCAAGAGUUCGUCCAGAUGCGGGCGCAGGAGAUCAUGCAACCUUACCGACUGAGAUGGAGGAAUGUUGAAUGGUUCGGCCGCUAUGUCAUCGGCCAGAGAGUCGCUUCGCACUUCACUGAUCCCAAUCAUACUGUCUUCAUUGCGGGCGAUGCAAGCCACACGCAUUCCCCUAAGGCGUCACAGGGUAUGAACACCUCCAUUCACGACUCAUGGAACCUAGCCUGGAAGCUCAAUUUUGCUGUUCGUGGCCUUGCGAAACCAGCGCUCCUGCAGACAUAUGAGGAGGAGCGCAAGAAAAUCGCGCAAGAUCUUGUUGAUUUCGACUCGGAGCAUGCUAGUGCGUUCACGGCAGGCAAUCCCGAGGGGAUUGUGGAGAAUUUCACGAAGAACACCGCCUUCAUGUCGGGCUAUGGUGUGACCUACAACUUGAACGUGCUAAAUAUGUCGACGAAGUCGGUUGGCCGUGGGUUGUUAAAACCUGGGUACCUUCUGCCUCCAGCCAAGGUCACAAGAUUCAUUGACUGCAAUUCUGUCGACAUACAGACCGAUAUUCCCGCCCUGGGCCAGUUCAGGAUUUAUUUCUUCACUCGUAAUGUCUUUGCUGCCAUGCCUUUCAUCGACACGGUUUGCAACGCACAUACUUCCACUUCCUCAUACGUUGGCCGUGUUACGACAGCUGGAAAUGCAUCAUAUACUAUGCAGCCGCCGCUUGCUGCACCCCACGACCAAUUCGUCUGUCCGGAGCGAUAUACACCUGUCAGUGGGAUCUUCACGUACGCGCUGGUCACAGAUAUGCCACGCCAAGACAUCGAGAUAGAAGACCUGCCUUUGGUAAUGCGCGAUUCGCGAUGGACUAUUUAUCUUGACGACGUCCCGCAUCUUGACACUCGCAAACAAACCUGCAUGGAUAAAUGGUUUGGUGGUAUCGCUGAGAACGAGGUGGCGGUGGUGAAUGUCAGACCCGAUGGGUACGUUGGUACCCUCGGCCGUUGGAGAGACGGAACGCGAGAGAGCGGGCUUGAAGCCGUGCGUUGGAUGGACCAGUAUUAUGAGAAGUUCAUGCGGGAUACAUGA
Aaosphaeria arxii CBS 175.79 is the source of this 1935-nucleotide messenger RNA. RefSeq names its product FAD monooxygenase-like protein. Gene Ontology annotation, molecular function: FAD binding. Lineage: Eukaryota; Fungi; Ascomycota; Dothideomycetes; Pleosporales. The record is from RefSeq and is a predicted model, not a curated record. Bases 1 to 1935 code for a protein of 644 amino acids. The transcript has 3 exons.